Puccinia graminis f. sp. tritici CRL 75-36-700-3 is the source of this 2573-nucleotide messenger RNA. RefSeq names its product AGC protein kinase. Bases 37 to 2040 code for a protein of 667 amino acids. Gene Ontology annotation, cellular component: spindle pole body. Lineage: Eukaryota; Fungi; Basidiomycota; Pucciniomycetes; Pucciniales; Pucciniaceae. Gene Ontology annotation, biological process: peptidyl-serine phosphorylation; intracellular signal transduction. The transcript has 4 exons. The record is from RefSeq and is a predicted model, not a curated record. Gene Ontology annotation, molecular function: protein serine/threonine kinase activity; ATP binding.
GCAGAAAAACAGCCCAGCUGAAAAAAAAAGAGAGAGAUGUCCAGCUCCAGUUCAACACCGCAAAGCCAACAAACCACCACCACCACCACCACCACUCAACAAAAACCACCACCACCACCAACCGACCAGGACUAUCAGAGCAGGGAGACCGCCAAGAUGGUCCCAUUCCCGAUCAACACCCCACAACUAUUCACACCCUCAUCCAAGCCGAACACGACGAGCACCAACGAGCCAGCCAACCCCAGGAACGCGUUGACACCACUCAAGGACACUAACAACCGGCUGGAGAGGAUGCAACAACAACAACCAGCAGCCGGACAAUCGCAGCCGGCCGGCCACAAACCCUUCGUCCAUCCUCCCCCCUCCGUCGAACCGACCAUGUCCGAACUCCUCGCCGCCUCCGCUAACAUCCCCGGCAUCCCCGCCUUCAACAAUGACGGAGCCGGCUUCAUGAGCGACGUCAGAGGCGAUAAUGGUCUCGUUAGUUGGCGCAAAGGCCAGGGCUUUCGCGCCUGGGAAUCCGCUAUCCUCGCUAAUCCUGAAGUCCAACGUAAGGCUAAUGUCGCCCAACUUUACUUCUACGAUCAUUACUUUGAUCUGCUGACUUACUUGAAUGGACGCAAGAAACGCUUGGCGUUAUUCAGAGAGACCUCGACCCGACCGGAGAUAGAUCCAGGCCAAGCGGGGAUGGAGUGGCGAUCGUACUGCGGCCGGGAACGGGCAUUACUCCGGAAGCGACGGACGAAGCUGAAGCUCGAUUCGUUCCACAUCAUCGUCCAAGUAGGGCAGGGCGGGUACGGGGAGGUGUAUCUGGCGCGACACAAGCUAUCGAAGGAGGUGGUGGCGUUGAAGAAGAUGAAGAAGAAGACGCUGUUGAAGAUGGACGAGGUGCGGCACGUGUUGACGGAGCGCGACAUCCUGACGGCGACGAGCAAGUCGGAUUGGCUGGUCAAGUUGCUCUACGCCUUCCAGGACCCCGACUACAUCUAUCUGGCCAUGGAGUUCGUCCCCGGCGGCGACGUCCGUACCUUGCUCAACAACUCGGGCGUGCUCAAGGAAGAGCAUGCCAAGUUCUAUGCCACGGAGAUGUUCGUGGCAGUCGACUCCCUCCAUCGUCUGGGUUACAUCCAUCGAGACCUCAAGCCUGAGAACUUCCUCAUCGACCGGUCCGGGCACAUCAAACUCACCGACUUCGGCCUCGCCGCUGGCUCCAUCAAUCCCGGCAAAAUCCAGUCCCUCAAACAUAGACUCGACGAGGCUAAGGACGAAAACCUUCAGCUCUGGAGAUCCACCGUCGAGAUGAAGACGAUCUAUAAAACUCUCAGACUGCAGGAGCCUAGAUAUGCCGAUUCGAUCGUCGGCUCACCCGAUUACAUGGCCAUCGAAGUCUUGAGAGGCCAAAGCUACAGCUUUUCAGUCGAUUACUGGUCAUUAGGAUGUAUUUUAUUUGAGUUCUUAUCGGGAUACGCGCCCUUUGCGGGCUCGAGUCCGGAGGAGACCUGGGCGAACCUGAAGAACUGGAGCAAGGUUCUCCGCCGGCCACACUACGACAAGCCGGAGGACCAGAUCUUCAAUCUGUCCGACGAGGCCUGGCUGGCUAUCGUCGCCCUCAUCAACGCCAAGGAGAAACGCUGCUCGUCCAUCGAGCAGGUCAAGAAACUCGGCUUCUUUGCCGACUUGCAGUGGGAUGAUAUGCGCCAAGUCGGCCCGCCUUUUAUCCCCUCUUUGGACUCCGAGAUCGAUGCGGGAUAUUUCGAUGAUUUCGGGAACCCAGAAGAGAUGAAGAAGUAUGGGGAAGUGUUUGAGAAAGCGCGCGCGGUGGAGCUCGUCCAAGAACGGGCCGAGGCCGGCGGGCCGCACAAGAACAACUGUCGCGGGGUCUGGGUGGGGUUCACGUUCAAAGGCGGCAAGACCGCCGAGCUCUUGCGCGGCGCCGUCCCCUCCGACCUCCCUCCCAAUCUCGCCCCUUCUUCUGCCGCUUCCCUCGCUAAUCCGUUCCGCGAAUUCGGCGACGACGAUGUCCUCGAAUGCAUGUUCUGAUCCCUUCUUCUCUUACUAACUAACCCCCCCCCCUUUUUUUAGUCUCUUUCAGUUUUACUCGUGUAUCGUCUCUCUCUCUCUUUCUCAUGCAUUCUUCCGUGUUCAUUAAUCUCCACUCUUCUUCGUUCUGGACGACUUUAUAAUGAAGUUGGACAUCCCCUCUUCCCUCUCAUACAUUCAUUCACUUAUUUAUUUAAUUUAAUUUAUUUCUUAAACUAAAAAAAAAGAAAACAUGACAUGGUUUUAAUUUAUGAUUUGUUUCUAGCGUAUCAUCGUCACUCUCCAUUCUUCCCUUUUUUUCUCUUAAACGUCGAGUCCUUUCUUCUCUUGCCUACCACACAAAACAAUAUCGAUAUUGAUAUCGAUAUGACCGUCGAUUUUUUUUUUUCUUUUGUACAUAUAACUUAUAUAUGUACAUACAAGAGUUUUGUUUUUUUUUUGUUGCCGUUUUGUACAUCUCAUCGCUUCGCUACGAUAGUCAAUUUAUUUCCUACAUAUUUAUUUAUUUAUAAUGACUGAAAUGAGAAUCCGAC